Messenger RNA from Myxocyprinus asiaticus (Chinese sucker), 7139 nucleotides. RefSeq names its product protransforming growth factor alpha-like. The coding region runs from base 200 to 763 and encodes 187 amino acids. The transcript has 6 exons. The record is from RefSeq and is a predicted model, not a curated record. NCBI's taxonomy places the organism in Eukaryota, Metazoa, Chordata, Actinopteri, Cypriniformes, Catostomidae. Gene Ontology annotation, biological process: epidermal growth factor receptor signaling pathway; positive regulation of mitotic nuclear division; positive regulation of cell population proliferation.
GGAUAGAUGAAACUACAACGAACAUGCAAACAGUUUAACUAUGCAAAUUCAAAUUGAGACCAAUGCAAAGGACUACCAGUAAUUUCGGUCAAUCUCUAGAAAACUCGCGUGCCUUCAUCUAUGUUGGCAAACAGAUCACUUCAUUUAAGAGACGACGCUGCGAGACCUUGACCAAGAAAUCACAGAAAGCCUUACAAAGAUGUAUCGUGCUUUUUGGGACACAGUAUUUCUUCUCACCGGCUCCCUUUUUACUUAUGGGCAGGUCCAAGAAAAUUCUAGCUCAACGACAACCAUUGCAAUCACCACCACAACAACUACCACCAGCAGCACAACAACCACCACCAGCACAACCACAACAACAACUACUACACGGGUCAAAAAAUUUAUAGCAGCCGCUUUCCACUCUCACUUUGAUGACUGUCCCGACUCCCACAGCCAAUUCUGCUUCCACGGCACAUGCCGCUUUCUCAUCCUGGAAGAGACACCUGCGUGUGUGUGUCACCCUGGCUUUGUGGGUAUGCGCUGCGAACAUGCAGACCUUUUGGCAGUGGUGGCAUCUAACCACAGGCAGCAGACUGUGGCCACCAUGCUGGUGCUGUGUGUGGUGGGCAGUGUUCUAAUCAUGCUGCUCUGCACUCUUCUAAAUUGUUGGUGGAAGCGGGGUGGUUUUGGGCGAGGUAACCCUAUUGCGUGUUGGUCGGAGAAGCCUAGAAAUAUUCUGACGAGUGGAACGUCCUGCUGUCACUCAGAAACAGUGGUUUGACACAUGUUUUCUGGAGCUUACACGGAUACUCUCUCAUUUGUUUCCUGAGACCUAAAAAUCUUCCACCUUAACGCUGGACUACACCUUGGCAGCAUUCCUUGGCACAGCUGGUAAGCGCAACACAUAUAGAGAGCAUUUCGAUGUGGGCAAUGGGAGAACCCAACCAAAAGUGGAACUUUUAUGUUCAGACAGACUUGUCAUUCCAAAAAGUGUUUUUUUUUUUUUUUUGAACCACAACAUCAAUGACAAGAACUAAAAAAAGAUGGAACUCCAAAACUCAGAACUCUGAAAGAAGAACUCAGUAUAAGCAUGGAACUCGACUACACAACACAACAACAUGGUUGUGCCAUUUUACUCCUAAUGGAAGUGGUUCAACGGACUACAGCAUGUGAAUUCAUUCAGGAUCCAGUGAUGUAGAAACAGGCCCAUUUGAAAAAGAAAAGGCCUGGAAUGGCUGAUCUUGAAGUGAAAAUAUCAGAGAGAAUUCAGGUUUUAAAGAAAACAGUCUUACUAACAGAGUUUGAACCUACUCUAAAGAUAAAGCUCAACAUAUCCUUCAAGAUGUAUAAGACACCUCAAAAUUCUCCCAUUUUUGUCUUUUUAAUAUAUCAUAAUUAUAAAAAAAACAAAACACUUAAAAUAUGCCAUUAAUGGGAUGUGAAACUCACUAAAAGUAGUUCAAGAGAAAUUUUAACAGGAAUAUAUUAAUCACAUUAUUUAUCACGUUAUGGAUAAACAAUGGGAGAUUAUUCCAAGACUUUUGUUAAAAUUAUUGUCUUUAAUGUAAUUUGAGUAUUUAGGUCAGCCAUGUAGCAUGCCUUUGCCAGUUUCUUUUAACUUGAUCUCCUUAUAAUAACGAUAAAGAAUUGUGAUUUUCAGAGAUUAACAGCAAACGACAGAGACUAUGGAUGGCUUUCAGGGACAAGUAAUAUCCUUUCUAUAACACUUUUACCUGAAUGGAAUUCAGUUUAUAUAUAUAUUUUUUUUUAUCCAUUAUGACAUGGAACUUGUUAAGUUAUGCAAAUACUCACAAAUCCCACAAAAGCUUCAUGCACAAAGUGUUUAAUCACAGCAGAUGGCAUUGUUGUAAGGUUUAUAUCAUUGUAACCUGUAAAUGAUUUGUAAAUGGAGCCUCUGUAUGUGCACUAUAUACUGUAUAGUAGCACACAUAUGCAACACGUGAUUAUAAUAUAAUCCACAUCUGCAUCUACAUAUUCACAAUAGAAAGAUUAGAUGCAAACAUGUUUGAUCACAAAUUAAUUCACAUAUUUCACUGUGCACCUUUUGAAUACACAUGCAAAACACUGUUAAUACAAUCACAUUUAAAUAUGUAAUGUGCAAUAAUAGACUUUCAAUGAGCAAAUGCUUGCACAGGCAUGGCAUGCUAUUUAUAUGUAGAUUAUUUGCAUAAAGAUCCUUAUAAAGCGCAUGUUUAAUCACUCAUGGUUCUUGAGGAAUUAAACACUUCACAGUACUUUUAAAGCGCGUGAUUCACUAUUAUCAAAAUGACACCGUGCACGUAAUGUUUCACGGCCUAGGGGCACGCAUGCCCAUACAGAGGCUCAAAUAUGUUGUACAAUUACAAGCGAUCAUAAUGGAUAUUAUAUUCAAUUUGAUGCAUAUUAUCCUUAUCAACUUACAAAGUAUUAUUCAAGAUAUAAGAAAGCUUUUACACUGAAUACUUUUUAAAUGUAUUAAGUUUAUUCUUGUUGUCUUAUCUGUCCCCAAGGUUUUUGUCAAUUAUCUCGUGUUAUAAAGCAAAAGACGUUUGACCCCUUUGGAAGGUUUUUCCCAGAAUAGGGUCAAAGAUAUUUAUAAAUCAUUACUAUUUGUACAUUCUUUAACAACUGCAGAGUUGUUAAAUGAGAUGUUAGUUCCAGAAGAAAAUAUGCCACUCAAAUCAAAACACUUUUUAGAAGCUGACAUAUGACUGGUCAAGGAGAGGAAAUGUAAAUAAUAUUUCAGUCUUCUUAGAUUUGGCCAUGAUCUAGUAUCAGAGCAUGCAGCCAAGUGUUAAAGUUUGAUCACUGUAUGUAGUUUCAUAAGAAUUUUAUGGAAUAAUCCCAAAAGCCCCAGUAGGUGAAAGGGAAUUCAUCCAAGAGACUAAUCAAAGAAAUAACUUCGAUGGUUGGUUAGCAUGGGCAACAUCCAUGAGUUAUAUUCUAUGUGAUUUAAACUGAAAGGCUGUCUGAAAGCACAGAUUGAAAUGUAUUUUUCAGUGUUUUCUAUCAUUAUUUAUCUAUAUGGCUGAUCCUGGUAAGCCACGUGAUAAUUUAUUUAAACAUCUACAUUUGAUGCUUGAUAUAAUAAAAAAAAGGAUUGUACAUUAAUGUGAAUAAACAAUGACUAAGAAAGAAAGUGUUCACGGGAUACUUCACCCAAAAAAUAUAAAAUUCUGUCAUCAUUUACUCACCCUCAUGUUGUUCCAAAACCUUAUGAAUUAUUUCGUGGAACGCAAAAAGAUAUGUUAGGCAAAAUGUUAGCCUCAGUCACCAUUCACUUUCAUUGAAUGGAAAAAACAUGCUAAACAUCUUUGUGUUCCACGGAAGAAAGUAAUAUGGGUUUAGCACAACAUGAGGCUGAGUAAAUGAUGACAGAAUUUAAAGUUUUGUGAAAAAGAUAAGGUGCAUAAUUGAGUGUUAUAAUUAAUUUUGAUCAAAUAGUGAAAUGUGUAAUAUAAUAUAAUAAUGCACUAACUUUUUUUGUUGUCUAGAAGACUUUGGUUGUUUUGAUAAAAUAGGCAUUGGAUAUUUUGGACUGAGCAGUCUUUGAACAUACAGUCAUUGCAAAAUUUCCAGACAUAGAAUUGCAAUCAUCCGUGAUGAUGAUGUCAUACUCAUAGACUAACAGAUGUAUUGUACUUUACACCAUAGAUGAUGCUCAGUGUUGCAUCUCUUGCGUUGUUCCAACUGAAUUCCAUUUAAUUGUGGUCAUCCUAGUUAGCUGUUUAUUCACUGACAAAACAGUGGACUGACGUCUUUCUCUUUAAAAUACGGUCUUGUUAAACACUUGUUUGAUGUUGGAGAAAAAAAGGCUUUGUAAAUAGUGUGUGGUAAUUGUUUUGAUUGUAUAUAGAGAAUGAGGUGUUCUCUUGACUGUCACUGAUUAUCAGUCAAGCAUGAAAUGAUAUUGCAAUUGUGAAUUAUGUGAAUAUUAUUCCGACAUGGCUGUCACGUGCUUGACUGAAUGACAUUUUGAGUGUUCUUUAAUUUUGCAUAUUUUUUUUCCAAAUAACACUAAGUGCUGCAAAUUUUGGAGUGGGCAUAUUUGUUCUUAUUUUGAUAAUUUCUCAUUUCAUCAAACCUUUUAGGUUUUUUGACCAGCUUGGUAAUUCAUUCAUGUAGGGGAGAAUGGGGUAUUAAUCUCUAAUGACCAUCUAUUUAGAAGGGGCCCAUAGUAUAUCGAGGGCCUGUGAUUGAGAGGUGCACAUGAGAAAAGUGAUACACAUCUUUUUAAUGUUAGAGGGGUAGUUAACCCCCAAAAUGUUAAAUUCUCUCAUUUACACAUCCCAAACUUGUGACGUUCUUUUUUCUGCGAAACACAAAGUUAUUUUCAAGAAUUUAUGAGUUGUUCUUGUCCAUACAGAGUUAGUCAAUGAGGUCCAAAACUUUCAAGCUCCAAAAAGAACAUGAAGGCAGCAUUAAAGUAAUCCAUACGACUCUUUUGGUUUAAUCCAUGCCUUCAGAAGCGAUACGAUCCCUUUGGAAGAAAACAGACCAAAAUGUAUGUCCUUUUCCACAAUCCUGGUGUAAUUUGGUGACCGUGGUAUCUUUUAAAAGUAUGCCAAAACACCUCAACUGGCAACUCUAUCAAUUUAACUUGCAUCUGCAUUUUAACUUGUGUCCAGCUGGGUGUGAAAACUGCGAACCUGGCAACACUGUGUCUGGUUUGUAUACAGCACUCUGCGCAUUUGUCAAGCUGGUGGAAGUGUGUGAAUAAGUUUUGGACCCCAUUGACUUACACUGGAUGGACAAAUAAACUCAUAAAUUCUUGAAAAUAUCUUCGUUUGCGUCCCGCUGAAGGAAGUCAUACGAGUUUGGUAUGGCAUUGAGGUGAGAAAAUUAUAAGAAUUUUCAUUUUUGUUGGAACCAUUCCUUUUAAAACGUUUUGUUUUUUUGUUUUUUGCACUUAAAAGUACAAUUUCUACAUAUAUAUUACACAAUGUUGAAAAUUGUUUCACUUCAUCCAAAUAUUUUUAAUAUUUAACCUUGUAUGGCUGGUUUAAAAAAAAUUGAUUAAUGUGCAGCAAAAUAAGACUUUGGAAUAAGUUUUUAUAUUGUAAAUGUAAGAUGUCCAUGUAUUCACCCACUGAUUCAACUUACCCCUAAUAUGGGCAAGUUGUGCCACUGGACUUGAAGUUCUAAUUCUUUGGUCAUAUGUUAUUGGUGCUUUCUUCUAAUUUCAGUUGAUUGCAGACAUCAUGCAACAUGUUCUCUUUGCAUACUAGAUUGACCUCUUUCUAAUUACUCCUUGCCUAGAAGACAAUUAAAGUAUAGAGUGUCACAGCUUACCCCACUCACCCGCAUAUGAAGCACAUUCUCUUCCUCCUCGCCAAGUUACUGUAUAUUGCUUUCUUUUUAACCUCACCAUCCAUUUAAAUCCUUCAUCCUCUGAAUAUUUUAAGAGGGUCAACUGGAAAUACAAACAUAAAAGCAGAAAACCUUGGGCACAGCUGAACAAAGAGCCUGCCACCAGAGUGCAUUGUUUUGCUAAGGGAAAAGCUCAGCUCCUUUUAUUUAUUUACUCACUAUUUUAUUUAUUUAUUUGUUUGGCUAAACCUUUUGUGAGAUGGAUGGGAAGGCAGGCCCCUAGAGAUCAGCGUGGAGAGGAGCUAAGCUUGUGCAUGAGCACAUGAUGCAAAGUGCAUGCGUGACGGACUUUGUGCGAGUAUUUUUUUCGACUUGUUAGUGGUAAUUUGUCUGUGUAUUUGUGCUUAUACUCUGUUUUCUGCUUCAGUUGCUCCUGUUUUAUUUUCUCCAUUUAUUUUUUUGAUUGAAUGGUUUUUGUGUAAAUUAUUUUGCUAAUUUAUUUUGCAAAGAAUCUUAUGUUUGUCUUUUCCCCCCUUUAAUUUAUACUGAUUUGAUCUUUAUUUCUCUUACUCCCUCUUUACAUCUAACCUCGAUGCUCGCUCCCUUUCUUCCCCUGCCACGUUCCUCUGUUGAUGGUUUUGCCAAUCCUAUUUAGGUUUUCAAUUGGAUUGCAGCACAGCCCCUGAUAGCCGACUGGCUUAGCCUCUAAAGCCAGCUUUGAUUUAAGCGCUCUGCCGAGGGAACUCCCUUAAGAUGCCCAAUAAGCUGAUAGAGAAGGGAAAUUGAAACACAAAAGAAGAGGAUAAAUUCCAGUUUUAGGGUACAUGAACAUCUCAUGGAGAAACACCCAGAGAAUGGACACUCUGUACCACAUGGAGAAGUACACCUGUCUAUGCGCAGGUGCUUGGCCACAUUUUAGUAUCUUCUGAUAUUAAAACAAAUUUUGCUGUAAUUGAAGGACUGGAGAAAUGGUUCUUGUUUUAAAUUUUGCCAUCUGAUUUUUUUGGCCCAGUUUGUAGUUCUUUCAUUGUCUGAGCAAAGCUGAUAUCUGUGCUGGAGCAGAUGGGGAGGAAUAAGAGUAUUUGGGUAUUAGGGUUAAGUGAUCUGUCCCUCUUUACCGUCCACCUUGUGCCCAGCAGCCUCCCCCAUCAGUAUUGGAACACUCCUAUCAGCACUCUACAGAAACUGUUGGGUUUUGUUUCUGUUGUCCUUAAUAUCUAUAAUAUUAUUUUCUGAACUGUAUCACAUUUUUUUCAAAUUCAUUUUGCUAAUGAAGUAGAAGAGAAAAAAAGUAAAUGAUGAAAAAGCUUUUGUUUUGGAGUAUUCAGUGAAUGUUGACUUGAAUAAUAAUAAUACAAAUUAUAAUUGGUACUCAUUAGUGGUUAUGGCAAUUAACUCACAAUAUCCCUUAGUCUACAGCUCCAUCUGCUGCCCAGGGAGAAUUAAUCUAUAGAAAUAAAACAAGUAGUUGCAAAUCAGGCUGCAUGCUGGAAACAAAACUUUAGGGGACUGCAUCCUGGUACAAAAGGAAAUUGUGAAAUAUUAAAGGAAUCACUUCAUUAUUAUUUUUGAAUAGCUCUAUUUAUUUUGUAAUGUAAUCUCAAUUUAUAUUUCUUAUUUCAUGUUUUUACAUUUAUCUUUGGCCUUAUUUAUUUGCAAUUAUUAUUUUUAAAUUACAAUCUUUAUUUAUUGAUUAUUUUAUGGAAGUAUUUUAAUGACAGAUGUCUUUUAAAAAAAAAAGCAUGCAGAAUUGCACUAAUUGAAAAGUAAACACAUUGCUUGCAUUUUUUGGGGAUGCAAUUUCAUAUUUUUGUAUAUUUAAGAUGUGUAUAUUUGAAUUGAAAACA